ACGACACAACAAGCAAAACUUUUACUUUCAUAUUUAAGUUUGGCUCCCCUGACAUCCAGUCAUAUGAUCGGCAAGCAAGAAGGGCGAGUUUGGGCGUUCAAGUUUUAAUCUUGACAAAUCCUAGACUUAAAGUGACAGACAUAAUUUUUUAUUGAAAAAAAAAUUCCAAAUAAAUUGUCAACAUGAAGGGUUGUAUGUUUAAUAUAGAUGGUGGAUAUUUGGAAGGGCUUUGCCGUGGUUUCAAAUGUGGAAUACUUCAACAAAGCGAUUAUCUCAAUUUAGUUCAAUGCGAGACUCUCGAAGAUUUAAAGUUACAUCUGGCUGGUACAGAUUAUGGAAGCUUUCUAGCAAACGAACCGUCACCACUUUCUGUUAGUGUCAUAGAUGAUAAGUUAAGAGAAAAAUUAGUCGUAGAGUUUCAACACAUGCGUAAUCAUUCUGUUGAACCACUGGCACAGUUUCUUGAUUUUAUCACCUACAGUUAUAUGAUCGACAAUAUUAUAUUGUUAAUUACUGGUACUUUACAUCAAAGGCCUAUCUCUGAAUUAAUUCCAAAGUGUCACCCACUUGGUAGUUUUGAACAAAUGGAAGCUAUCCAUGUGGCUGCUACGCCAGCUGAAUUAUACAAUGCUGUUCUAGUAGACACACCGUUGGCACCAUUCUUCGUGGAUUGUAUAUCCGAACAAGAUUUAGAUGAAAUGAAUAUUGAAAUUAUUCGAAACACGCUUUACAAAGCUUAUCUAGAAGCUUUUUAUAAAUUCUGCAAAGAUAUUGGUGGUACGACUGCCGAUACUAUGUGUGAAAUACUUGCUUUUGAAGCUGAUAGAAGAGCUAUCAUUAUAACCAUUAAUUCAUUUGGAACUGAAUUGGGUAAAGAUGAUCGUGCUAAAUUAUAUCCACGCUGUGGACGUUUGAAUCCAGAUGGAUUGGCUGCAUUAGCAAGAGCUGAUGAUUAUGAACAAGUUAAAGCUGUGGCUGAGUAUUAUGCAGAGUAUAGCGCCUUAUUUGAAGGAGCAGGUAAUAAUCCUGGCGACAAAACUUUGGAAGAUAAAUUCUUUGAACACGAAGUUCGUUUAAAUGUUCAUGCAUUCCUUCAACAAUUCCAUUUUGGAGUAUUCUACAGUUAUUUAAAACUAAAAGAGCAAGAAUGUCGUAACAUUGUUUGGAUAGCUGAAUGCGUUGCACAAAAGCAUCGCGCUAAAAUCGACAAUUACAUUCCAAUAUUUUAAUCGUAUCUUGUUUUGUUUAAAUCAAUUACAUAUUUUAA
Messenger RNA from Polistes canadensis, 1267 nucleotides. It is a transcript of the gene VhaAC39-1, whose product is annotated as V-type proton ATPase subunit d. Gene Ontology annotation, biological process: proton transmembrane transport; vacuolar transport; vacuolar acidification. Gene Ontology annotation, cellular component: proton-transporting V-type ATPase, V0 domain; vacuolar proton-transporting V-type ATPase complex; plasma membrane proton-transporting V-type ATPase complex. NCBI's taxonomy places the organism in Eukaryota, Metazoa, Arthropoda, Insecta, Hymenoptera, Vespidae. Bases 183 to 1229 code for a protein of 348 amino acids. The transcript is spliced from 6 exons. Gene Ontology annotation, molecular function: proton-transporting ATPase activity, rotational mechanism. The record is from RefSeq and is a predicted model, not a curated record.